AUGUUGCAAAAGAUUUGCUUAGUGGCAUUAGUCGCAUGUGCUACCGCACAGAUAUUCAAUCUGCAUGGGCAUCAUAAUCAUGAAGAGCAUGGUACCUUCACCUUCUUUUAUGACUCACAAUCGCACUAUUUGGUAGGACGAACUACACACACCUGCUACUUCAUGAGUCUAAGCCCUACUGAACAACAUGAUGUCCAUACCAACUCAGGAUUGGAACAAUCAGAACUGAAGAUGAUACAAAUGAUCGGAGGCGGAGAGGAUGAGCUGACCUCAGACCAGAUGUUACGGCAUAAUCAUAUUAUAGAUCGUAUGUGCAAUCACCAUACAUUAUACAUGGUUGGUCCGGUAUCUACUGUUGGCCCAACACCUGUUGGCUAA
Messenger RNA from Ylistrum balloti, 378 nucleotides. RefSeq lists its product as uncharacterized. The transcript is spliced from 4 exons. The coding region runs from base 1 to 378 and encodes 125 amino acids. The record is from RefSeq and is a predicted model, not a curated record. Lineage: Eukaryota; Metazoa; Mollusca; Bivalvia; Pectinida; Pectinidae.